CCACGUGACUCGGCUGCCAAGUUCGCUCGCGAGUUUGACAGGAGUUUGAAUCGGACUCGGGGGCUUCCUGCUGCCGGCCGGGCACCGCGGCGGCCGCGGCCUCGGCGAGCGCGAGCUGCAGCAGCGCCCCGACACCGCACAGCCAGCCCGGGUCCCGGCGCGCCGACGGCCGCUCGCGCUCCGGCACCGCUCGCCUCCCCCGCCGCGAGCCGGCAGCCCCCCGCUCGCCCGCGGCUUCUGCCGCCUCCGGGCCAGCGAGCCGAGCCCCGGCGCCGCGCCCCAGCCCCGCCGCGCCAGCAUGUCCUCGACCGAGAGCCCCAGCCAAACCGCCGACAAGUCGCCGCGUCAGCAGGUGGACCGCCUGCUCGUGGGGCUGCGCUGGCGGCGGCUGGAGGAGCCGCUGGGCUUCAUCAAAGUUCUCCAGUGGCUCUUUGCUAUUUUCGCCUUCGGGUCCUGCGGCUCCUACAGCGGGGAGACAGGAGCCCUGGUUCGCUGCAACAACGAAGCCAAGGAUGUGAGCUCCAUCAUUGUUUCGUUCGGCUAUCCCUUCAGGUUGCACCGGAUCCAGUAUGAGAUGCCCCUGUGUGAUGAUGACUCCACCUCCAAGACCAUGCAUCUCAUGGGGGACUUCUCUGCCCCUGCUGAGUUCUUUGUGACCCUUGGCAUCUUUUCCUUCUUCUAUACCAUGGCUGCCCUGGUCCUCUACCUGCGCUUCCACAACCUCUACACGGAGAACAAGCGCUUCCCACUGGUGGACUUCUGUGUGACUGUCUCCUUCACAUUCUUCUGGCUGGUAGCUGCAGCUGCCUGGGGCAAGGGCCUGACUGAUGUCAAGGGGGCCACACGGCCAUCCAGCCUGACGGCAGCAAUGUCCGUGUGCCACGGAGAGGAUGCAGUGUGCAGUGCUGGGGCCACGCCCUCCAUGGGACUGGCCAACAUCUCCGUGCUCUUCGGCUUUAUCAACUUCUUCCUGUGGGCUGGGAACUGUUGGUUUGUGUUCAAGGAGACCCCAUGGCAUGGACAGGGCCAGGACCAGGGCCAGGGGCCCAGCCAGGAGAGCGCAGCUGAGCAGGGAGCAGUGGAAAAGCAGUAAGCAGCCCCCACCUGGCUACUCCCGAACUGGACAGCACCUCUUCAACCACCUCCGGCUUCCAGGACCUCCCUCUUCCUCCUUGUCCAAUUCCCCUCCCCCGUCAUUCUGGGCUUUGAGCUUUGAGACACUGAUGGGCAGGCGUCAGCUGUUGGAAACCUGGGCAGCCCUCCCAGUGGCUUCCUAUCCCUCUUUUUGCUGGAGUCAUGGAUAGCAGGAACUCAGUGCUUCUUGUCCACUGCCUGGACCCAGGCAUCUGACUUGGGGUCUCACUUGUGCCCUAACAGCCUUUGAGAACCAGCCUGCACUGCAGGUGAGGGUUGGGAGCAGGAAACUGGAGAUCUGAGCCUGGUUCCUAGCAGCUACCUUUAUAUCAACCUGUCCAGCUUCAAUAAUAGUGGGGGGAAGGGAAAUCAAUGGGUAGCCUUCCCCCUGGUCCCUUGUGUGGAAGUCCCAGCAGUGGCUUGGUGACCCUUCCCCAGUGGCUGUCAUCUAGUCCCUGUGUUUGAGCUCCAGUCAGCCCAGGGCUCAGUGUGCUUCCCACUAUCUUUUCUGGCCUCUGCUUGCCCACAGGGUCCAUCAUAUGUUAAUGACGGUGCCAAACUGGCCUAAACAGUUCUUUAGAGGGUCCUGAUGAGGCUUGGAGUCAUCCAGGAGCAGAUAAAUUGCAACUUAGUUGCAACUUCAAGAAACCAAAGCCUGCAAACUUGCAGCAGAAUCAGUUUCUUGUAUCCCUUCAGUCCUCCUACCCCCAAGGCUGGGGUACUUCCCACCAACACUCUAAACUCUACUUAUGCUAGAAACCUCCUACUUUCCUCCCUGUCCUUGGGCUUGGUCUCACACUUGGGACACAAGAUGUGAGGUCUAGGACCCACUCACCUACCCCCAACCUCUCUGUCCAUCUCCCUUCCCCAGCCUUGUGCGUCUGAGGCAUUCAAGAUCUUUUUUGCAGUCUGUCCAGGCCUUCAUUUUAUUCCUGUGGGCCAGAUAGGGGCUUUUAAAGGGCCCAAAGAACCUUCAUGAGGCUAAGCUGCCCCAGAGCCCCAGGACAUAGGUGGGGCCCAUUUCUUCCUUACUCCCUGCUCAAUUUUCUUUUCCUGCUCCCUCUCUAAUCCUUCUUUCAUAUUUGCCCUUCUCGUCUUUACAAAAGGAUGUGCCCCCUCUCUCUUUGCCCUACCAUUCCUUAGAGUCCUCAUUUCUCCCUCUAUCCGCCCCACCCUAGUCCAGGGCUGGCCGAUGCUAUUGGUGCUUCUUCACUUUGGGACCCAGUUCCAUAUUUGUCUUUGGUGUGUCUCCUCUUCCUGAUACCUCCUUCAGUCCCUCUCUGGACCCCAAGGCCUAAGAGCCAGUGCUCCCUGGGUAAGGACCAUUCACCUCCUACCCAGCUUGAAACACCUCAAUUAGCCCUGGCCAUGGGGCUGCCUAGGGAAGGAUGAAGAGGUACGAAUCCAGCCAUUUUCCAAUUUAGUGCCAACUGGUCCGCUUAGCAUCCCAGUGGUGACUGUGCCCUGUGCCAGUCUUUCCUCAGGACUGAGUCAACCCCUUCAACCUCCUCACCUCCCUGAACACCACCCAUAGUAUAAUAACAUGUGCAUUCCUGGGGUACCCAGGGGUCAGAACCUUUGACUCCAGGCUAAUCAUUUCCUCUUUGGGUCAGUUUCCCCACUUGACAGAGGAAGUAUGAGAUUUAUAUCCCCAAAUGCUCCAGAGUCCUUCAGUGAAAGAAUUAAGUUUUUCAUUUUGUUUUUUAGAUUUUGGGGAAGGGAUUUGAGGUGAGAAGAAAGAAGAUGGGGUGAGAGUAUUUCUAAGUCUGAAACUCUCUCUCUCUCUGUCCUGAGCUGUCCCCGUGAUUACUCAAGGACAAGGGGGGGACAGUAUUGCCUAUGGCUUCAGAGACACAGAGAACAAAGGGGUGACCUUUAUUUGUCUUCAGGCCAGCCCCUGUUGGGGUCUGUGAGCAGCUUCUACUGGAACUUUGUUUGGAUUCUAUGUCUAUAUUUAUAAUUUAUUUGAAAUGUGCUAAAUAAAUUGUUCUCAUUUGGAGGCUGAAGUUAGCAACUGGCCCCGAAGCUAGGGAAAGGGGUGUAUAUACACUCUUGCCAAGGACUCCCAGCCCAGAACUUUCCCUACAGCAGAGAAGUCUCUUUCUCCUUCUCCUCAAGAGGCUGUUUUAUUCUUGGCCAGAAGAGCCUUGAUGUAGGCUAUGGCCUCUCUCUCCAUGGCCACCCUAAGAAGAAAGGCCACUUCACCUUAUUACCUCUAGAGGGCUGGGCUGGGCCAAGUGCAGAGGGCUGGGCUGUCCUCAUGGGACUCAUGUCUCCUUCAACCAGGGCUGGCAUCACCGUUUUGCCUAGUGGGGCCUGAGGUAGAAGAAGGUGUCUGGUUUCCUAGCUACUGCAGGAGGCCAACAGCAGGGCACUUGCCCUUUGCCUCCGUAGACCUGCCAGGGUGCCCACCUAGGACCUUUCCUGGACACGAGUUCCCUCUAAUAUCAUGGUCAUGAGUCUCCUAUUUCUGGGAUUGCAGAUCAGGGGUGGGGGGAGAAUGUUGCAUGUUGUUUUCUGGUGCUUGUUAUUACACAUUUGAAUAAACAGUGCUGUGAGUAUUUGCCAUGAAAGA
Microcebus murinus (gray mouse lemur) is the source of this 3709-nucleotide messenger RNA. RefSeq names its product synaptophysin like 2 (gene SYPL2). Gene Ontology annotation, cellular component: synaptic vesicle; synaptic vesicle membrane. The record is from RefSeq and is a predicted model, not a curated record. Lineage: Eukaryota; Metazoa; Chordata; Mammalia; Primates; Cheirogaleidae.